This is a messenger RNA of Onychostoma macrolepis, 873 nucleotides long. RefSeq names its product cornifelin homolog. The record is from RefSeq and is a predicted model, not a curated record. The transcript is spliced from 4 exons. Lineage: Eukaryota; Metazoa; Chordata; Actinopteri; Cypriniformes; Cyprinidae. The coding region runs from base 119 to 598 and encodes 159 amino acids.
UCUCUGUUGUACCCACCUGUGGUCACACAGCUUUUUUUCAGUUCCUCCCCCCUGUGAACAGCAGUUCAUCAACACGCACGACUCCACACCCUCAGAAGAGCAGGCUUCAGGUCAGUUCAUGAUGGCACAUUCAGCUGUAAGUGUCCAGCCAGCCAUGGUGGUGAGCACUACUAACACCCAGUGGAGCAGCGGAGUGUGUGACUGCUGUGAAGACAUGGGCAUCUGUUGCUGUGGUUGGUGGUGUCCAUACUGCCUCAUGUGUAAGACCAGUGAGGAAUUUGGAGAGUGUCUCUGUCUCCCCCUGCUGGAGAUAUUCUUUGGUUGCAUGUUGCAUCCUAUUACACUCACCAUGAGGAGCAGUAUGAGAGAGAGAUUCCACAUUAAGGGCUCGAUACAGGAUGACUGCUGUGCGGUGUUCUGCUGCACUGUGUGCGUCUGGUGUCAGAUGGCGAGAGAGCUGAAGGCUCGGCGACACUCUCUAGUGGUCAUUAACACUGCCGUUAACACGGUUCACCAUCAGCCGCAAGCUUUUAACCAGCCAACUCAAGCCAUCAAUACGUCCUACCAGCCUCUGAACCCCAUCAGUCCUGCCUACUGACGAGCUCAGUGCAUAUGCCUUCCUUUAACCUCAAGCUCCCCGAAGAGUAAAAUCUGCUGUUUUAUUGAAAUUACAUAGUGAAAUCUGUCCAUAUGCCUAACUGUUUAAUUAUGCCAAAUGUUUUUGUUUUGUUUUUUUAGCACUUUUUCUAUAGACAAAUGCCAAAUGUAGUUAUGAAUAUAUAUAUAUAUAUAUAUAUAUAUAUAUAUAGAAUAUAUAUAUAGAAAGCAAAGAUUGGGUGCACACCUAUUUAUAUAAAUAAAUGGUAUAUUUCC